Molecule: messenger RNA, 1329 nt
Organism: Drosophila grimshawi
Lineage: Eukaryota; Metazoa; Arthropoda; Insecta; Diptera; Drosophilidae
Gene: Bacc
Product: bacchus
Exons: 4
Coding region: 626-1108 (160 amino acids)
Source: RefSeq, a predicted model, not a curated record
GGCCAGCCGCUGUUGCUGCUGCUGAUUUUGUUGCGGCUGCUGCUGCUGGCAAUACAAGUGUCGCCCCCUCUCUGAGCACCCUGCUCCCAGCUCCAUAAACGUCUAACGUCGCGUCAAGCAGCACUCCAUGGCGAACAACAACUACAACAACAACCACCAUCGUCGGCGACGACGACAACAACUCUAACAAGCAGCAACUGCGGCGGCCGGCAAUUUUCAAAUUUACCGCCAAACGUGCCAGCGACGUCGACGUCGCCGUUGGCUGUGCUGUACUCACUCACGAGCAGAAAGCGCAUUUUAUAUGGGAUGCGUCAAGAAACCCACUCGAGCUGUGAAUUUAUAAUUUCAGCUUGAUCGUAGCGCAAUUAUUGAGAUGCCAAAUUGACGAGGACACUAAACUCUACCGAUUCCCAGCAAUUUGUGCGGCAUUCAAAUAAAGAUUAACACGUAAUGGAUGAAAAUCAAUAAAAUAUAAUCGUUCGAACGGAUACUGAAAUUCACGUGCGCAUUAAUCUUAUUACAACCAAACAACCUACAAUAUAACGGACCAAACGCUCGUUAUAUAAUUGUACAAAAAUAAUAAACAACAAAGUUCAAAAAACAACAACAAACAAACAAAAACAAAAUGUCUGCAGCCACAGAACAACAGAACAACGGUGAUGUUGCCGUCGAGAAGGUUGCCGCAGUCAGCGCCGACAGCGAUGCGAAGGAGGAUCUCAAAGCCAAAGCCAAAUCAGUUGCCGAUGAUAAAUCGACGGCCGCUGAUGCCGCUGGCGAUGCGGCCGAUAACGGUACUGCGGCCAAGGAUGGCGAGGAUGCUGCCGAUGCGGCAGAUGCUGCUGCUCCCGCCGCUCCCGCAAAGGGUUCCGUCAAAGGCGCAAAGAGGCAAGCUGAAGCUAAAUCCGCCGAAUCAAAGAAAGCCAAGAAAGAUAAACCCGCUGAUGGCGAUUCAGAUGACGAGGAGGUAUUAGAUGAUCUCAUCGAGGGUGACAGCGAAAUCGAGAGCGACGAAUACGAUGUACCCUACGAUGGCGAGGAGGAUGACAUUGAAUGUGACGAUGAUGACGAUGACAAUGAUGAUGGUUCCGGCUCGGACGAUCAAGCGUAAUAAUAAUGUAGUCAAAACAAACAAACAAAAAAAUAAAACAAACAAAAAAAAUACAAAACAAAAAUUUAAAUUAAUAAUAAAUAAAAAGUUACAAGCAAAAAAACAAAAACCGGAGAAAAGAAACCACACAAAAAAAUCGCAAAAGUAUAUAAUUCUUAUGUUUAAGAAAUAAUUUUCUAUUUCUUAUUUUAAUUUAAAUUGUAUUUUACGUGUACUUUUUU